AUGCGCGCAACGACACUGCGGCAUUUGCGCCUUGCGCUUAACGCGUUCCUCGAAGACGCGGCAUUGAUUCUCCGGGCGAUGGACACGUUUGAAAGGCCAGAUGCGGAGCAUGCGCAUGCGCAAGGGCCGCUUGAGCACGGAUCUGUAGGAAUAGCUGGUGGGAUGCCGCACGAAACGCAAAAGCAGCAGGUUCCGACUGCAAAAAGUGGACAUCCCGCAUAUCCAGCGGUAGAGCUGCUGUGUGAAAAGUAUCCUGUGCAGCGCGCUGCGCUCUUUCAGACGUUUGUGGAUCUGCAGUAUGCAGCGGCAUGGUGCGACCUCCGCGCAGUCGACAUUCCACGCGAUAUUCAAGGCGACGUAUACACGUUUGGCGGAAAAGGAUGGGCAAUGCUGAUUGGAUUUGCACCGGAUUCGACAGUCCCACAGUCCGUGCUACCCAUGGCGAUUGAGCAGGCGUUCACCACGUCGAUGAUCGCAGACCUAUUUGCUAGUCUGCCGGAGGAUGUGGUGCAAACGCAUAUUCUACUUGCGAUGAUGUCUGGAGAUGCUACCGUUGUAUACUAUAAGCUUUCGCGCGGUAUGACCAAGCCAGUUAACUGA
Messenger RNA from Malassezia vespertilionis, 600 nucleotides. RefSeq lists its product as uncharacterized. Gene Ontology annotation, molecular function: nucleic acid binding. The transcript has 2 exons. The record is from RefSeq and is a predicted model, not a curated record. Lineage: Eukaryota; Fungi; Basidiomycota; Malasseziomycetes; Malasseziales; Malasseziaceae. Gene Ontology annotation, cellular component: tRNA-intron endonuclease complex. Gene Ontology annotation, biological process: tRNA-type intron splice site recognition and cleavage; tRNA splicing, via endonucleolytic cleavage and ligation. The coding region runs from base 1 to 600 and encodes 199 amino acids.